GUGCCUUGUAUGGGUCUGCCUCAUUAGCCCUAUUAGCAAAACUUGACAAAUUGCACUAUCAAGCAGGUGUAAUAUGUGCAGGUGUUCUUCAUGGCUCAGAUACCUCCAAAGUUUUUCAAUGCCUUAACUGGAAAACCCUUAGUCAAAGGAGAAAUGAAAAAAAUGUUCGGAUAAUGUUCAAAAUAAACAAAAGAAAUGUAGCACAAUAUAUAUGCGACAUAUUUGACAAAUAUAAAAACCCAGCCACCAGACUACUGAGACAUUCUAUGCCUUACAAUAUUCCAACUAAUGUUUCUAUCAGACUCCUUAAAGCCCCUGUCUUAAAUAUUAUAAAACAAUGGAACAACCUUAGCCAACUUAUAAGAGAAUUACCAACCAUCUCUAGUUUUAAAAAUGCUGUUCGGUCAACAAUUCUCCCAAACAUAAAUUUCAUUCCAACAACCAAGCUAAACUUAACAAGGUCAAAUGAGAAGAUUUUAAACAGACUUCGUGUCGAUUUCUUUUUAAAAGAACACUUUUUCUCUCAUAAUUUUAUUGGUGUAACCGACAACAAGUGUCCAUGUGGAUCCCCUGAAAAUACUAAGCACUUUCUCCUUUCUUGCCCCCGCCAUACUGAUGAUAGGACAAACAUGAUUACUGCACUUAGACAAAACAACCUUCUCUAUGAUGAGAACAUCUACACCAACCGAAAUGAUCAAGUCAAAUAUCUCCUCUAUGAAAAUACCCUUAGCCGUGAUUCACAAAACUUACUUCUUAACAUUGUGCUCAACUUUGUUAGAUCAUGUUACAUUUACCCAUUGAGAAUCUAAAACUUGCCCAAACCUCCUGGACCAAAAUAUCCCCAACAACUAAGCAACUAAGCAAUUAACAACAAAACUUUUCAAUAGUUUUAUGCACUUUUUUUGUUUUAUUAUUACUUGCUUCUAAACUAUAUUUAUGUUAAAGCGACCUGUAAUGCCAAAUGGCGAUUGGUCUUGCUUACUUGUACUUUGUAAAUUACUAUGAUUUAAGAAUAAUAAAAACAUUAAUAAUAAUAAUAAUAAUCAUGGGUAUUACAAUUCCCUUUAUCGUGGGCACUACAAAUGUUCUUACCAUGGGUACUAUAAUUCCCCUGGUCAUUUUAUACUACAAUUUCCCGUAUCAUGUUUAGUACUAUUCCCCCUAUCUUGGGC
This is a messenger RNA of Owenia fusiformis, 1172 nucleotides long. NCBI's taxonomy places the organism in Eukaryota, Metazoa, Annelida, Polychaeta, Sabellida, Oweniidae. The record is from the annotation of a GenBank genome assembly.